AUCUUAGCCGGUGGACAAGGAGACAGCCGCAGGCUGCUGGGUCGGGGCUGUGAGAUGGUAGGGUGCAGGUCUGGGCUGCUCCAACCCUCGAGUUUGUCCGACGAAGGCUGAAGUGGGCUGUGUGGUGGCGGUGGUUGCAGAUUUUUCCACUCUUCCAAAAAAAAAAAAUUUUUUUUAAUGCAUUGAUUUCUUAAACUCUCAGGACAGGAUCAGCCCCUGGGGAAAGUUGUUGUGAUUUGUCUGUUUGCUCUUUUGGACUUCUCUCCUUACCUUACCAAGCCAGUUUUGGGUGCCUGUUGGAGCUAAUGGAGCUAACCUGUGGCGGGCUGGGAGCGGGCGCAGGACGGCGGGGUUAGAUCUAAGAUCCCGACUUAGUCCUAACCCUGCAGGGCUGUGGGAGAGAGUCGCCAGGAAUCUUCUGCCUGACUGGACAAGGGCGAUCAGUCUCCCAAGCGCACUAAUGCGGGACAGGCGCCGCCACCGCGUGGAGGCGCACGGAGAGGGUCUUACAUAAGCCAGGGGUAUCUUUGAGCUUCCUCAGCGACUGGCUCUUACGACCCCUUUCAGAUUUCUUUCCACCCCUUACUGUUUCCACUCGGUUAUUGUGUUUUUCUGUGUGAACCCAAUCUGCAAUGCCCAAGAGGAGGACCCCCUACCACCUGGUGGCUGCGGCAGCGCCCCUGUUCCCCACCUAACUGGUACUGCUACUAGUCCUUGAGCUCAAUGCAGAAAGGUGACGUCAGCCCUUCAGCCCAGGCCCGCGAAGGGCUGCGUGGUGCACCUCGCUGAGGGAUGCGCCCUUCUGUGCGCAGGAGGAGGGAAAAGGGGAGGAGGGGGCUCUGGGCUUAUGCCUUACCUCAUCCUGUUUGGCAAUUCAUGGAAUCAGUGCAGGGUUGACACUGCAGUGAUUUCAUUUGCAGAGGUGGGUGGUACCUAAAGACCAUUUCCAGUUCUUUCUCUCUUCACAUAGAUGCCCACCCUAGUUCCCUCUUCCCACCUCAAGUCACAGCCACCCUGCAAAGGAAUGAAUACCUGCCACCACCACCCUGGCCCCCCGCAACACCAUGAUCUGGGUCAUUCCAGCUCCCAAAGCAGUCAUUUUGAAACCUGAAUCCCUGUUUAAAAAGAUAGACAGACAGACAGACAGACAGACAGACAGAUAGAGAAAGAAAGAAAAAAGAACCAGGCUUGCCUUUGGUUGGUUUUUUUUUUCUUGCCCUUCCUACCCCAAUAUUAACCCUGUUUUUGCUUCAGAAGUGGAGCACAGUAUUGAAUGAUGUACCUAUAUCAGGAUUGAUGGUAAACUGGAUUGUUUGCAGUAGCCAAGGCAGGAGCUGAGAUUUAUUACAGAUUUAAAACAAAAUCCCUAAUGUUUCUAGGCUUUUCCUUGCCACUGACAUUGGUGAUCCUUCGGGUCUGGAAAACCAUGGAGUGUGGCAACAGAACAGACCAGGGGCUCUGCAGUGAGAUAGAGUAGCAAGACCAAAACAGCCCAUCACAUAAGCCAAACAUAGAAGCUGAGUCUUUCUGGAAUGGAAAUGACACAGGUUGAAUCAUCUCAGGAAUGGAACUGUGUGCUAGCUAUACAUUCAAGGAUCUUAGCUUAUGUUUGCCUGGAAAAAGCAGCAAUACUUGGUGGUGAUGGUCCAACUUCAAAGAAGCCAUUGCUGGGCACUGGUUUUGCUCUUUAUAUAUCCCUUUAAGUCUGCUUUUGUUUUGCCCUUUGUUAUAUACUUCCUAUUUGUUAACUGGAGUAAAUCUAUGGGUGGUUAUCUUAGGCUCCUGAAAAAGAAGGUUUAUGGUGCAGGAGAAAGAAGGAAUGCUGGUUUUGGAGCAUUUCUGAAGCCUGGUAAAGGAGGAGGCAUUUCAGGCUUCGGCUUUUCAUAUGGAUUAUUUAACUCUUUUUGUCUCACCCCAUCCCCAUCCAAUGACUCAGUGCCUCCUAAAACAUCUGAAAUGGUCAAUGUGUUGUCUGCCCCUGCAAGUUGCUCAUGAUGGCGUUUUCAUUUAUUUUUUUAAACUUUCAAGAUUUUCAUAUUCUUAAAUAUUUACCCAGAGUAUUUUCACCUGUUAAAAUAGGAUUCAAGGAUCAUUUCAGAUUUUACAAUCAAAAGAAUAAGAUCUCUCCAGAAAAUAGGACACUUCAAAGAUGUUUUUCUUAAUAAGCCGUAGUCCAAAUGCUGUUUUUUUAACUGUACCUUAAGUGCUAUUUUGUACAACGCAGCUUUACUGAGGCGUACUUCAUAUGAUAUAUGUCACCCAUUUAAAGCAUGGUAUAUGCAUACAUGCUUAACAUAUAGAUAAUUUGCAUUUUAGGUAUUUGUUAUCUUUUUUGUGUAUUCACAAAUACAGCCAUUUACUACAGACCAUUUUCAAUUGUUUCAUCAUCUCUGAAAAGAAACCCUGUCCUGUCCCUUUCCUUCCCAUUUUCCCUCCCACUUGUUUCUCUCCUGGAGCCAGUCCUAGGCAAUCAUGAAUCUACUUUCAGUUGCUAUAGAUUUUACUGUUGUGAACAUCUCAUACACUUGAGGUCAUGUAUUUGCCCCUUUUGACUGGUUGGUUUCAGUUAGCAUGACACAUUCACGAUUCAUGCAUGUUGUUAGUCUGUGUGAGUACUUCGUUCAGUUGUAUGGCCAAAUAGAAUACCUUUUUGUGAAGAUACUGUGUUUUAUUUCUCCUUUUUCCAUUGGUGGAUAUUUGGGUUGAUGGGGGCUCUUGACUGUUAUGGAUGGUGAGGUUCUGAUUUAUGUGCCAUUUGUGUGUGUGCCUAUAUUUUCAUUGUUUUUGGCUAUGUAUUUGGGGAUCUGUAUGGAAUCAUAUAGCUCUAUGAUUAAUUGUUUGAAGAAUGGCCAUACUAGUCUUUCAGGGCAAGUGUUCCAUUUUAUAGUCCUUUCAACAGCGAGGAUUCCAGUUUCUCCAUGUGCUUGCCAGAAUUUGUCACUAUCUGGCUAUUUAAUGUAGCCAUCCUGGUUCCUGUGCAUUUAGAUAUCUUACUGUGUGAUUCUGCUUUGAAUUUCCUUAAUGAAUGCUAAUGUUGAAUAUUUUAUAGUGCUUAAUGGUUGUUGGUCAUCUCUUGAAAAGAUAUAUAUUCAUAUUCUUUGACCAUCUUAUUUAUCUAUUAUUACAUUAUUAAUUUCUUUUAUAUUCCAGGUAUAAAAUCCUAUCAAUAUGAAGUUUUUGCAAACAGUUUUUUUUCCAUUUUUUGGGUUCCCUUCCCCUUAGCUGUUUUUUGAACUGUGAAAAUUACAUAUAUAUGUGUGUGUGUGUAUAUGAGUAUACACAUAUAUGUACAAAUGUAUAUGUAUUAUAUAUGUAUAUGAAGUGCAAAUGGAUUGGCUUUUUGUUUGUUGCAUUGUUCAUGCUUUUGAUAUCACAUGAAGGAAUCCUUUGCCAAAGAUCACAAGAAUAACCUGUUAAAAACUGUUUAUAAGUGUUAUUCCUGAAUUGGGUAAAUAUAAUUGAUAUAUGACUAUUUCUUGAAUACCUAGCACUAUGUCUGACACAUGGUAAGUACUCCACUUGUUUUUUACAUUUCUGGACUUAUGCCAUGUAAUAGAAGAAAAGGAUGAGCUUGCACUCUUUUAAAAGUAAUGCAGAGACAUGAUUAGUCAGAGUAAUUUCCAUUGUGUUUUCUGUGAGUUGUUUUAAUUUUACUUCUUUCACUUCAGUUUAGGCCGAGGAGUAGAAGGUGCUUCAUGUUAAAAUGAUGGUAGGUUAGUAACAUCAAGAAGUAUUGGCCUGUACCAAAGCAAACAGAUUGUUGUUUUUAUCUGUAUUCUUAGGUUUACAGUCAUCCCCUUUGACUGCUAUAUUUCGAUAAAGCUAUGAUUCUCAACAGGGGACAAUUCUUCCAUGUUUGGCCAUGCCUAAAGCCCUUUUUGGUUCCAUCUAGAGUGGGUUCCACUGGCAUUUAGUAGGUAGAGACCACAGGUGUUGCUAAGCAGCCACCUGAUGACUCCUUGCAGUGGUUGAGCUCUGCCCAGUAUCUGGCUCAAAAGAUUAAUAGUACUGGUGACCUUUAUCCUAUCGAGAUUGAGCAGUAAUGAAUGCUAUGAAGGAAAGAAGAGUGUGAUGGGAAAUUUACUGUUUCACCAUAUCACAGACAGCAUGUUCAACACAACCACUUUUAAGAAGAAAAAAAAAUAUCCUCAAUGGUGUGCCAUGCUGGUUUAUUUGAAGAUUAAAGAUCACUGGGGUGAUCCUGUUGGCCGUUGGAGUCUGGGGAAAGCUGACUUUGGGAACCUAUAUCUCCCUGAUUGCUGAGAACUCCACAAAUGCUCCCUAUGUGCUCAUUGGAACCGGCACCACCAUCGUGGUUUUUGGCCUCUUUGGAUGCUUUGCUACAUGCCGUGGUAGUCCAUGGAUGCUGAAACUGUAUGCCAUGUUCCUGUCCCUGGUGUUCCUGGCUGAGCUUGUUGCUGGCAUUUCUGGAUUUGUGUUUCGUCAUGAGAUCAAGGACACCUUCCUGAGGACUUACACGGAUGCCAUGCAGAACUACAAUGGCAAUGAUGAGAGGAGCCGGGCUGUGGACCAUGUGCAGCGCAGCCUGAGCUGCUGUGGCGUGCAGAACUACACCAACUGGAGCAGCAGCCCCUACUUCCUGGACCAUGGCAUCCCCCCCAGUUGCUGCAUGAACGAAACUGACUGCAAUCCCCUGGAUCUGCACAAUCUGACUGUGGCCGCCACCAAAGUUAAUCAGAAGGGCUGUUAUGAUCUGGUGACCAGUUUUAUGGAGACUAACAUGGGGAUCAUUGCUGGAGUGGCAUUUGGAAUUGCGUUCUCCCAGUUGAUUGGCAUGCUGCUGGCUUGCUGUCUGUCCCGGUUCAUCACUGCCAAUCAGUAUGAGAUGGUGUAAAGAGAAGUCUUUCAAGAACUUUGGAAUAAGAGGCCUGUUUUUAAAAAGGAACUGCCGCAAUCUCUGAAAGACUUCCAAAGAACGUUAGAGCACAGUACAUACUAUCCCUGCCCUGCUCCCACCCCCAGCUCCCUGCAGCCCCUCCCCCUACGUGCAACUGACACUCCUACCCAGUCAAAGCUCUGCCUUUCAGCCCACGUCAUACGUAGUGUCCAUCUUGUGAAGCCCUGUUGUGCCCCACAGUGUAGCCAGGCCCCCUGCAGCUAGUCAUAGUGAAGCCCACCCUAAGGCCCUGUGAGCGCCAGCUCCCUCACAUGUACUUGGUCCAACUGUAGGUGACUGGUUAUCACAUCUUCACUGGCCCCUGUGGCCCUGCAUGUAGUAGGGGAGGCUUCAGUCAGCCCCUCACUGUGGUCCAAGAAUGCCACACACCUUUCCGUAGAUAUGCCGAUGGUAAUUAUCUUUUCUUUUGGCUUAAUCCGAUUUGGUUUGGUUUUUCCCUUUCCCUGGAUUCUUUCCUACCUUCUUCAGGCUGUCAAGCACGGGAGAGGAGACACAGUGGGAGGGAUUCAUAAGGAGAAAACAGCGUCUGGCAGGCAUGGCAGAAAGUGCUGUUAAGCAUUAGCUGGCUUCCUUGUUCAUUGUUCCAAGAGAUGGGUGUGGAGAGACGGCUUAGUGUAGGAUCCUCUCGAAUGAAGCCUGUGUAAUCCUGUUACAGGUUGUGUUGUUACUUCCCUGAUUUGCCCCAACUACUUACUAUUAUUUCGCUUUCGUUUUCCUGUAUUUUUUUCUUGCAUUGACAUUAUUGACGUUGAGGACCUCAUCAGAUCAAUUUAAAAGUGAGUGUGGAAGGGAAACGAAAGUCAACAUAUUUUUAAAAGAUCUUAAAAAUAAUGCCUCUGUCUAGCAUGCCAACAAGAAUGCAUUGAUAUUGUGAACAUUUGUGAUACAUGUAUUAAUAAAUAGAGCAAUUAAAAAUGGC
Mus musculus (house mouse) is the source of this 5837-nucleotide messenger RNA. It is a transcript of the gene Tspan7, whose product is annotated as tetraspanin 7. Gene Ontology annotation, biological process: regulation of postsynaptic neurotransmitter receptor internalization. Lineage: Eukaryota; Metazoa; Chordata; Mammalia; Rodentia; Muridae. The record is from RefSeq and is a predicted model, not a curated record. The transcript is spliced from 8 exons. The coding region runs from base 4364 to 4855 and encodes 163 amino acids. Gene Ontology annotation, cellular component: postsynapse; membrane.